AAUAAAUAAAACAAAACAAUACUGCAGCCACCAACUUGGGAAAUAGAUUGGCUGUAAACUUUUAAUCCUCUUAAUGUCAUAUCAAUUACUUAAAAUGGUUUUACAUUCCUAAACGGACAAUAGAGAGUUAAAUUACCGUUAAGUUAUUUCCGCCCUGCUACGCCUGGUAGUGUGUAGACAUGAAUGUCUGGCUUGAAAUAAACCGUUAGCUAAGCCACUAGAUGUGUUUCUGUUGUUGUUUAUACAUAAUAAUGUGAUAAAUUAAUAAGUUAACAACUAAUUUCUCAACAAUGCUGCAAUAUACUUCAUUUAGACUUGUUAUUCUAGUGUUGUGUGGAAGUCUCUUGUUCAACUAUCUUUCAACAGAAGACUGCAAAUAUCAGCUCUUAAUGUCGAGUUCUUGUUACAUCACAGGCAGGUCGCCAUCAGAUGACAUCUUACCUUGUAGCAUUAAAACAUGUAGUACUGCCUCGCACAAUUGUGUCUACACUGGAAGUGGACAAGACUUUAAUUAUUUGGUUUUUAAUUGUAGUUCAAGUGUUAGGUCAAAUGUGAAUUGUACAUUUCGUAGAACAUCGUGGUCACUAUAUAAUAACUUUACAGCCUUGUUUAAUGUUUGUUUAAUUAAUGAAGCGACUUGUGAUAUACUUACACUAAAAGUGUCUAAUUGUGUUUUAAAUAGUUAUAGUACUACGUACACUCAGGUAUCUACAACUACAUCAAAGGUAUUCACAUCAUUAGGAAGUAUUACACCAUCAACUAUAAUCAAACCAGGAACAGAUAACACAACAUCAUCUCUUUCCUCACUGUUAAUGGUCAAUACAACAUCAGGAUUAGAAUUAAUUCAAAUGACAGGCAAUAAAAGUCUUUUCAUCGGACUAACUGCAGGUUUUGGCUCUGCUAGCAUUGUAUUUAUUAAUGUCCUUAUUGUGGCCUGCUUGUGUUAUAAAAUAAGAAAAUCUAGAACUACAAACUCAAACAUUAGAUCUUUUCAGACACCUAUACUUGUUAUAUCAGAAUCCCAGAAUUCAGACUCAUAUAGUCUAGAAUGUACUGCUGAUCUUACGUAUCAUCAGCCUUAUGAACAAAAUCAAAAGAAUUGUUUUGCUGUAUAUAACAAUGGCAAUAGUUCCUCCAGCCAUUACUCUAAAGUAAUUGAUCUACCAAAAAGUGAGAUACUUACUAACGGAGUUACGUAUUUGAAUACUUUAUCAGCACAACAGGCCGCAUCCGUUGAUGCCAUACAUAACAGCUAUAGUACAGCUAGUCACGAGUCCGUUGAAGAUGAGAAUAAAAUACGCAGUAAUGUUAACGGAUUGAUUUCAGAAAAUAAAGAACUCUAUGGAAAUAAAAGUGAAGCUCAGACUCCGGAAGUAAAUCAGUACUCAACACUUUUUGAUGUGUCUAGAGAACGUACUUCAGAAUAUAAUGAUCUUUCUAACGUCAGGCAGAUAAUACAGGAUGGUCAAGAUACUCGAGACCUGGUAUGAUUACAGGUCGUGUCCAUUGUGUGUGUUCAUAAUACCUAAACAAUCAGUCAUGUGAGGCGCGUCCAUGCUCAGUUAAUGUUUACUGUAAUCUUGUUGAAUAAAUCCAAAAUAUUGGUAGUUCUAGUGAUGUUAUGUAUUACAAUAUUUAAAGACAAAUAAAUUAUAAUAUAUUUUAAUGCUAUUUAAAAAUAGUUUUAAAAAAAAGCAUAUUAUUAAUAACAACAUACUAAGCAUUUCCUAAUUCCCAGGAGAUUUUCAAAGUAUGCAUCAUGAGAUUCAAGACACAAAUUAGCACGUCUCAACAUGUUUUAUAAAAUUUUGAAGGAGUCAUGUGGUCUGACUCCAGACCUCCUUUAUCUUGGCCACUCUAUAAAUGUACUAUCUAUAGAAGCAAAGAAAACACUGAUCUAUCACGAGAUCUCUUAAACCCUCGUACGUAUCCACAUCAAAUUUUGCACACAGGUUCCCUUUACCUCCUGUGUGCUCACUAAAAACGUUUUUAGACGUUUUUAAAAAUAGCACGAAUUCCGUAUUUUUAAAGCAAUAUUUUUCUUUUUCCCUAUAACUUUAUUUAUUUUUAAUAUGCCAUACGCCAUUUCCACUUCCUAUUAUA
Biomphalaria glabrata is the source of this 2103-nucleotide messenger RNA. RefSeq lists its product as uncharacterized. The transcript has 3 exons. The record is from RefSeq and is a predicted model, not a curated record. Lineage: Eukaryota; Metazoa; Mollusca; Gastropoda; Planorbidae. The coding region runs from base 291 to 1490 and encodes 399 amino acids.